AUGAAUUAUAAAGCUGAGUUUUAAAAAUAAGAAAUUUUAUGUCCAGAAACAGGUUAGUGGGUUGAUUUAACUCUAGAAUUGAAUUUAAAAAUGAUUUAAAUGCCUCCAAAGGAAGCUAGAGUGGCAGAUUAAAGUGUUUAAAUUUUAGAUGAUAUUAAUUUUUAGAAUUUUGGUGUUGAAUUAUAUUUAUAUGAAAAUUUAAAUUUUUUUAUAAAUGAUAAUUAUUUGGCUAUUACUGAUUUAAUGCCAGAAGCUUAACAUAAGGUUAUGUAAAAUAUGGCUUCUUUAUUAUAAGCUAUGGGCAAAGAGCUAUUUAACAGUUUUACUUUUGGAUAUUAUAAUUGA
This is a messenger RNA of Ichthyophthirius multifiliis, 345 nucleotides long. RefSeq lists its product as hypothetical. The transcript has a single exon. NCBI's taxonomy places the organism in Eukaryota, Ciliophora, Oligohymenophorea, Hymenostomatida. The record is from RefSeq and is a predicted model, not a curated record.